CUUGGUUGUAUAGUAUAGGCGUCUCUCUCUCCUGCUCUCGUUUCUUUCUUCAAUCCAUCAUCAUCUCUCUAGUCUCUAUUUUUAUUUUAUUGAAUUUAGAAUUCCAAAACAGGAAAAUCGGCGGCGGCGGCGGCGGCGGCUGCAAGCAUGGCAAGAGCCGGAGAAGAAGGGUAGUGUUAUAUAGAGCUCGAGAUUCGAGAACCUUUUCGCCUCUUGUUGUUAAUGGUGCCGCCUCGUGUCCGCUGCUCCACUACCUACACGGCGAUGAUGAAGAUCAUCGCCAUCAUCACCACCGUCGGUCACCAGCUGUCUCAGUCGAUAGCUGUCACGGAUCCCGAGGAGCAGCGAUCCAACUGCAAGAGAGGCCUCGACAUCGAUCUCAAUCUCAGGCUGGGCCCUUGGCCGGACGACGAGAUCGGAUCUGUGGAUGGGGGCGGAGGAGGUGCCACCGGUUGCAGCGGGAUCGUGGACGUGUCCGAUGCGCCGGCAGAGUCCAGCGUCAUGUCGAGUUCUGAGAAGAAGCCUCCGUCAGUUGUGGGCUCUAUCUCCGGCGAAGGUCUGACUGCGGAUAAGAGUUCACAAGGGGAAUGCAAUCCGGAAGGCAGAACAAAGAUGAAGAAAGCUGAAGAAGUUGGGAGGGAGUACUCGGAAAUCACGAAUAUUCAGGCGGAGGAAGGAGGAAAGAGGAGGAGAAGUGAGGGGUAUCUGGACGUGCUCGUGGAGGCAGUCAGGCAGGUAUCCGGCUUUUUCAGUGACGAAGAAGAAGAAGAAGAAGAAGAAGAGAAAGAGGACGAAACUCGGGCUGAGGAGGCGGCGGCGGCGGAGAGUAGGAAGAAGAGAGGCUUGGAUUUGGAGGAGGAGUGUGGGCCAGUGGUGCGAUCGAAACGAGGGAGGAACCAAGCGCUGCCGUCGAGGUACCGUGACUCUGUCCUUGAGCCGUGGGGGAAGUUACCCACCGUCACCCGCUGCUCAAAAAGCGGCCAGACGGUGAUGGCGCAUUGAUCCAUGCUUCUUAUUUCCGAUUGCCCGUGAUAUUUAUAGCUUCGGUUUGAUU
Molecule: messenger RNA, 1054 nt
Organism: Dioscorea cayenensis subsp. rotundata (Guinea yam)
Lineage: Eukaryota; Viridiplantae; Streptophyta; Magnoliopsida; Dioscoreales; Dioscoreaceae
Exons: 2
Coding region: 223-1002 (259 amino acids)
Source: RefSeq, a predicted model, not a curated record